This is a messenger RNA of Capsella rubella, 1381 nucleotides long. Its product is annotated as 2,3-bisphosphoglycerate-dependent phosphoglycerate mutase. The record is from RefSeq and is a predicted model, not a curated record. Lineage: Eukaryota; Viridiplantae; Streptophyta; Magnoliopsida; Brassicales; Brassicaceae. Gene Ontology annotation, molecular function: intramolecular phosphotransferase activity. Bases 241 to 1230 code for a protein of 329 amino acids. The transcript has 8 exons. Gene Ontology annotation, biological process: glycolytic process.
CUCUCGUCGUGUUCCCAUUUCAACUUGUCUCUUUCCUACACGUAAAAGCCAUAAAGGAGAGAUUUUUUCAUUCUCGCCACAACUCCCACUAUAUAAAAAGCUUCGAUCUUUUGAAUCAAACAUUUAGUUAGGUAGGAUUUACUGUAAUCAUCGACGUGUACUCUCAAUCAAUUCUCAUUUGUCCCUUUUCUUCUCCAUCUUUGGUUUCGUCGCCAUUUAGAACAGGGAAUAUCUGGCAAAAUGGCUUCUACGACUAUGUCUCACCAAGCGAUCGGGUCUACCGUCUCUCAUAGACCUUUCAGAGCUUCUCAGUUUCUUAAGGAGCCUUUGAAUGUACCAAUGAAUUUUAUACCAAAAAGAUUCAAGAUUGAAGCAACUGCAUCAUCUCAGGUUUCUGUCAUUGGCAAUACUGUCCUGUCUCCUUCCAAGAACAAACCUUUUGAAUCCAAGAAGAAAUCCAAUGAAGCUGCCUUAAUAUUGAUUAGGCAUGGAGAAUCGUUAUGGAAUGAGAAGAAUCUGUUCACGGGUUGUGUUGAUGUGCCAUUGACUCAGAAAGGUGUGGGAGAAGCUAUUGAAGCUGGCAAGAAGAUUAGCAACAUUCCUGUAGAUUUGAUCUUCACUUCAUCUUUGAUCCGUGCUCAGAUGACCGCAAUGCUUGCUAUGACUCAGCAUCGCCGCAAGAAGGUUCCGAUCAUCUUGCACAAUGAGAGUGUAAAGGCGAAAACUUGGAGUCAUGUGUUCAGCGAAGAAACUAGAAAACAAUCUAUCCCCGUCAUAGCGGCUUGGCAGCUGAAUGAGAGAAUGUAUGGAGAAUUGCAGGGUUUGAACAAGAAAGAAACAGCGGAAAGAUACGGGACACAACAAGUUCACGAAUGGCGUAGGAGUUACGAAAUUCCUCCUCCUAAAGGCGAGAGUUUGGAGAUGUGCGCUGAGAGAGCAGUUGCUUAUUUCGAAGACAACAUCAAACCAGAGCUUGCAUCUGGAAAUAACGUAAUGAUUGCUGCUCAUGGGAACUCAUUGCGAUCUAUCAUUAUGUAUCUAGACGAUUUAACUUCUCAAGAGGUUACAACUCUAGACCUAUCAACGGGUAUACCAUUGCUCUAUAUCUUCAAAGAAGGAAAGUUCAUGAAACGAGGAAGCCCGGUUGGUCCUACUGAAGCUGGUGUCUAUGCUUAUACGAAGAGAUUGGCACAAUACAGAGAGAAGCUUGAUGAGGCGUCCCUUAAAUAAUGUCUUCCAGAAAUAAACCGAAAAUCAGUUCUUUUUGUGUUUUACUUGCUUAGCUAUGUAGUGACAAAACAAUCAGGAACAGUUUAAAUAUGUAUUAGAUUCAUUGCAUGUUAUUUCAAAUAUUAAAAAAAAAAAAGCCAAUUCAACUUGA